GUUUUAUUCAAUGAACGUAGGAGAACAAUAGGUUCUUCAGUCCUGCGCAUUUCGCUAAAGUUUUUCCGUUUUUUAGUGGUUAUACUACACACGAGCUUACCUUCCACGUACAUCAAAGUAAAAGGGUCUUGAAUCACAAUGAAUAAAAUUUUAGUGAAGAACAGCGGAUUCGCAGAACAGUUGGUCAAAUAUGGUGGCGACCACGUUGAAGGAGAUCCUCUCUGGUGUGCUCGUUUUAAUGCAACCAAUCCAGAAGCCGUCAUCCGAGCAUACUUAGAUAAUUUGGAAGAUGGAGCUGAUAUUAUCAACACGAAUACCUAUCAAGCAAGUAUUCCUGGUUACAUGCAAUACCUUAGCCUAACUAGAGAAGAAAGCGUUGAUCUCCUAAUAAAGACAGUGAAACUUGCGCAUACUGCACGUGACAAAUGGCUCAGUAAAAUAGGGAAAACCUUAAAGGAGACAAAUGGACUCCCAUUCAUAUCCGGGGCGAUUGGUCCGUAUGGAGCACACUUACACAACGGUUCUGAAUACACUGGUGACUACGCAGAUAAAAUAGACGCAAAUACUCUAAAAGAUUAUCACAAAGUUCAGAUUGAUGCCAUCCUUGCAGGAGGUAUUGAUAUAUUGGAAAUAGAAACGAUUCCAUGUCGAGCUGAAGCUGAAGCGUUGAUCGAAUUACUUUGCCAGGACUAUCCCGAAGUAAAAUUUUGGUUCUCUCUUCAAUGCAAGGACGACAAAAGCUUAGCACAUGGAGAACCUUUUUCUGAAGUGUGUCAAAUGAUUUGGGAAUAUUUGAAAAAGCGAAACUUGACGAAAAAUUGUUACGGCAUUGGAGUUAACUGUGUCAAGCCAAAGAACGUUACGCCUCUCUUUAAAUCGGUUAAUGGCAACAAAAGUCCCGAGGAACAAAUCCCACUAGUUGUAUUUCCUACCAGUGGUGAAACGUAUGAAGAAGGGAAAGGUUGGAUCAAAAAAGGAGACAUCCUUCCAAUCGAAAGUUUCAUUCCAGAAUGGGUGUCUCUAGGAAUGAAAAUAAUUGGAGGUUGCUGCCGAACGGAUACCAAGGAUACACAAAAGUUUAAAAAUGUUGUUGAAAGUUUGAAUAAAUAGAAGAUGUGAAUAAAUACA
Molecule: messenger RNA, 1128 nt
Organism: Hermetia illucens (black soldier fly)
Lineage: Eukaryota; Metazoa; Arthropoda; Insecta; Diptera; Stratiomyidae
Product: homocysteine S-methyltransferase 1-like
Exons: 7
Coding region: 139-1110 (323 amino acids)
Biological process (GO): S-methylmethionine cycle
Molecular function (GO): S-adenosylmethionine-homocysteine S-methyltransferase activity
Source: RefSeq, a predicted model, not a curated record